GAUAAAAACUUACUUAAAAACUUGUGCAAAUAUUUUUUUGAUUUGUCGACCAGCAAUAAUUGUUACAAUUCUCUUUUUAAAUCACAACCAUGAUUCUCACUGGUUGCAUUUUAGUGGUGCUUGUUGCAACAGCAUUAGGAAAUAAUGCCGCGGAUGAGAGUCAACUGGCCAUGGAGAAUCCUGAUUUGUUCGAAGGGGACAUAACCAAUAUUGACCCAAACGACAGAAAUGCUCAUCCCCAAAAAAUAAGGCGUUGGCCAAAGGGAGAAAUUCCCUACGUUAUAGAAAAAUCUCUUGAGGAACACAGAGAUCUGAUUCUUUCUGCUUUUGAAGAUUUCAAUAAGAAAACAUGUCUGAAGUUUGUACCGAAAACAAACCAGAGGAAUUAUAUCCAACUAUAUUCAGGAAGAGGAUGUUUUGGACCAGUUGGUAUGACCAAUUGGGGUCAACAGCUCUUGUCCAUUGGUCCAGGAUGCUUGUACAAAGGUGUUAUCAUCCAUGAGCUCGGACACGCAAUAGGAUUCUUCCAUGAACACAACAGGUCGGACAGAGACAAAUACAUAAAAGUUCAUUGGGAGAACAUAAAAUCGGGAAUGGCGCCGCAGUUUACGAAGCUGAAUCCACAUGAAAACCUCAUCUUCAAUGAAUUCGAUUACGAUUCCAUCAUGAUAUACGGCAACACAGCUUUCUCCAAAGACCUCAAGAAUAAGGUGUGGACAAUGGAGGCCCUGAACGGCAGAAAGUUGGAGAACGCCUUUUACAAAGAGGGAUUGACACCAAGUGAUGUAGAGAGGAUCCAGAAAAUGUAUGAUUGCUGAAAAUCCUUCACUGUACAAUAAAGAUUGUUAAUCAAUAUAUAAUGACUCAAAAC
Parasteatoda tepidariorum (common house spider) is the source of this 871-nucleotide messenger RNA. Its product is annotated as astacin-like metalloprotease toxin 5. NCBI's taxonomy places the organism in Eukaryota, Metazoa, Arthropoda, Arachnida, Araneae, Theridiidae. Gene Ontology annotation, molecular function: zinc ion binding; metalloendopeptidase activity. The record is from RefSeq and is a predicted model, not a curated record. Gene Ontology annotation, biological process: proteolysis.